Caenorhabditis angaria is the source of this 637-nucleotide messenger RNA. Lineage: Eukaryota; Metazoa; Nematoda; Chromadorea; Rhabditida; Rhabditidae. The record is from the annotation of a GenBank genome assembly.
AUGUGCCAGAAAUACGAUUUGUCAUUGAAAGUUUGCUGCGCGUCGGCCAAGGUGAGCUGAAAUUUUCAGAUGUUUUUUGAGCAAAAAUCAGGCGAUUUUUUAGUUGCUCCUAUUGGCUAGUGGUGCUGGAAUGAUUGCGUUGGGUGUGAUUAUGUUGAUCUUGGGGUGAGUUUGCAGUUCGGGGUUACUACUGUAAGAAACCUUUAAAUUUUCCAGAAUACUCGCGGAGCACGGUCAUUGGCUUGGUGUCUAUUACAUUUGGGUCGGCGCAGCGACCAUCGUCACAGUCUUCUAUCCCGCGAAAUGGUGGAUCAUCCUGAAUUAUAUCGAUCAAAUUCUUCUUGCGAUUUUGUGUGUAGUUUGUGCGAUUAUUGGUCUCACCAGUCACGUGAAAACACUCACAAGUGAGUUGUGAGCUCAUGUUAAAAAUUGAGAAAAUAUUUUUUUUCCAGUCGUGUUCACGGUUGCCAGUGUUGGUGGAUGUGUUUUCUCGAUUUUGGCUUGUGUGGUUUUCCAACAAUUGCUUUGUUGUAAUGGUGGAUUUGGAAAAUCGCGUGGUGGAAGUAGUAGUGGGAGCGGAAGCGGAAGCGGUGGAAGCGGAACAAUGACAACUGGAACUGGAACUGGAACUCAAUAA